AUGUCGAAAGACUAUGAGGAACCGGAGCCAGAUUAUCCGUUAAGCGAUUCUGAUCUCGUCAGCUACAGAAUCUGUCAACAAACACCAGUGCUGAGGAUUUUUGAAAGUGACGAUUUACCACUGCACCGUGGUGAUUUCACAUCGCAACACGCAAUCAUGGUACGAUCAAGGCAGUUGUCCGAGAUAGCGAGCUUGAUGGACGAAUCAGUAUCCGAUCAACCGACACUAAAACGUUUCUCACGAUACAAUCAGUCGAUGCAUUCACGACCGUCAUCUCACACGUGUAACAUACAGCCAGGUUCUUCUCAGCAGCAGCAACCGCAUACGUGUUCUAAAAUUAGCGGUCGAUUGAAAACAGGAUUCUUUAGCGGAAAUUGGACAUUACGCGGUAAAAAAGAACAAAAAAUGCGUCCAUCUGUGCAUGACAUAACUGUCGUACAGACUGGAAAGCCAUCAGACAAGUUUUAUGAUGAAUCGAAAAGAGAAUCAGUACGAACACCAGAAGAAAUAGUUCAGACUACAAUAGCUCCACUGCAGUUCGCCCGCGUUUCCGAGAAUUUUAAUUUUUCGACAAAAGAUCCUUCCAUAGCAACUAGGCCACUUGGAGAACAAGUAACGGGUUGUCGUUUUCCGGUCUAUGAAAUAUCGCAGCAGAAUCGAUUCGAUGACUUUGUUGGUGAUCAGAGUCAUCGAACAUUGAGCCUGAAGAAGAGUGAAAGUUGUGAUGAUUUCGAACACAGUGGGUUACAUUCUCAACUAUGCAGAAAUAAUAAUAAUAAUAAAUUAAUUGAAUUUGGUGAAAUAAUGGAAACUAGUGAAGAAUGUGAUCCAAUUUUGUCAACCACUCAUACAUACCCCAUUGAUGACAUUAUUGACAAUGAUGCUGACGAUGACGAUGACAGUGGCGUACAUCGCAGUGAUGAAUCACGCUUUGGUAUGAUGAGACGCUUUGGUGGUAUUAAGUCAGUUGGAGCAAUUCGAAGGCAGUGGCAUCGUCCCGUUGCUGAGGUUUUUCCAAAUAAUACUCACACUCGUAGUAGCAAUAAAGGCGGUGGUUUUUCGUCAACAACUUCAAAGCAUUUCUUCUGUACAGGAGAGCGUUCUCCAAUGCUUCCCUCAUCACUUACACAUUUAUUAAUUGAUGCAGAUUCGACAAAUCAUAUUGGUACAUCAGAGUCAAGCCCAUCAUCUAGUAACGACCGUCAACAGCAAUCAACUCUGCGAAAAAGUUGUCCGGAUUUGACGAUAUCUGGCAGUGCAGGUAUGUUGCCGAAAAAUAUGGAAGCUUGUCGAGCACAAAAUCGUAAUCGCCGAGCUCAUGAAAAGAAACAAGCAGCAUUAUGGAAAAAGAAACCCAUAGCUGAGUGGAGUUUAGACGAUGUUCUGCUAUGGCUGCAACAUUGUAAAUUAGAUGAUGUGGCAUCAGUAAUGAUCGGUUAUGAUAUUAAUGGAGCUGAUGUGGAACGAUGGGAUAACAGUACCCUUGAGCAGCUUGGUAUAUCAACGGAGCACACGAGGACCAAAAUAUUGAAUGAGCUACGAGCACUGAAGGUACGACAGACAAAUCCACCAGUUGAAAUAAACGGAACUGGUGGUGUUAGGUCUAAGAGAGGUAAACCUGUGAUACCGCUAUUCAAAUUGGUGCGAUCAACCAGUUACGACAAAGUGGUUGCACUGGAGACACCUUUAACAACUCGGGAUAUUACUGUGGCUGAGGGGAGGUUUGGUUGUCUGCAAGUCACAAAAGUCAACGGUGCUAACAUUCCGCUAAGGGAGCAAGACUGCUUUCUGGAAAUUAAUGAAAUGCCUGGGCAAGCAUUCCGUUCACCACUUAUGUUCACCAAAUUAGUUACUGAGGCAAAUGGUGAACCGAUUAGGUUGGUUGUUCUCAGACGGCGUUUACUUCCUAUUGGGGAUACAAUGGGCAACUACGAUUAUGAUAAUGAUACUUCCGGUCGUGGUACAUUUUUUGAAAAAACACUUCAGGCUCUUGAUCAGGAGUCAUCGGGAAGCAGUGGAGUAUCAUCAAGUGAAUUGUCUUCAGAGCUACCGCCACUUAACGAUGAUAAUAAAUCUCAAGUACUAAGGUUAUGA
This is a messenger RNA of Brugia malayi, 2094 nucleotides long. RefSeq lists its product as hypothetical. The transcript is spliced from 16 exons. NCBI's taxonomy places the organism in Eukaryota, Metazoa, Nematoda, Chromadorea, Rhabditida, Onchocercidae. Bases 1 to 2094 code for a protein of 697 amino acids. The record is from RefSeq and is a predicted model, not a curated record. Gene Ontology annotation, molecular function: protein binding.